Molecule: messenger RNA, 1340 nt
Organism: Python bivittatus (Burmese python)
Lineage: Eukaryota; Metazoa; Chordata; Lepidosauria; Squamata; Pythonidae
Source: RefSeq, a predicted model, not a curated record
UCAUUCUAUAGUUUACCUCAAGGACAAAAACCACCUUGCAGCUGUAUGGACAGCCAUCCUCUCUUCAGUCCUAAACGAAAAAAUGCACAAUUUCCAUGCCCACGCAAAAAAAGUGUCCUCAGGCUCAUCUGUAAUUUGAUAGUUCUAAGCCUAAUAACUCCAUUUUGCUUAGUGAAAAAAGUCUACUGCAUUAUAUCAAGUGGGAGCUCUACUUGGAAAAUUGUCGUUUGGGUGGCCCUAUUCCUGUUGCUUUUUGGUGCUACUUACAUGGGACUGCUUGAUGGAAACCAGCUAUUUGGGUGGAAAGACUGUUCCAUAUACGAUCUCAUCCAGAGUGGAACAAAAGAUCUGAGAUCCUUAAUGAAAGCUAAUCACAUGUUGGAAAAAAAGGCACUAGAAAUCCCAUCUCUGAAGGAGGAAGUACAUAUGCUGCAAACACAACUUCAGGGUCUGAAAUUGAGCAUGAAGGAUAUUGCCUAUGACACAGUUAGUGAAAUACUGAAAGGAUAUACGAGCAAAGGCAUUACAAAAUGGACUAUUGAAAAAACGCUUAAAAAAUUAAAGGAAAAGUUGGAUGAAGAUGAUGUUCAGAUGCCAGAUUAUGCACUCAAAUCAGCAGGUGCCAGUAUUGUUCAGUCCAGAACCAGUAGAAGCUACCGCCACGAUGGAGGGAAAUAUUUCUGGAUGUCAUUCAUUAUACUCCCUUUUGUGAGAUCUCCAGACAUAAUUCUGCAGCCCAGUUACCACCCUGGAAAUUGCUGGCCUUUUCCUGGAAGUCAAGGUGAAGCUGUUGUCAGACUAGCCAUGGUUAUUAUUCCAAGAGCUGUUACAAUACAACAUAUCUCCAAGAAAGUCUCCCCCACAGGAGAGACCUCUAGUGCUCCCAAAGACUUUGCCAUUUAUGGACUAAAAGUAGAAAAUGAGGAAGAAGGAACCUUCUUGGGCCAGUUUAUGUAUGACACAGAUGGAUAUUUAAUUCAAACAUUCCAGUUGAAGAAUGAAUCUUCUGAAUUGAUGAGCUAUGUAAAACUGAAAGUGCUAAGUAACUGGGGCCACCCAAAUUACACUUGCAUUUAUCGCUUUCGAGUACAUGGCGAUCUAUAUUCUGUAGAUGACCAUGCUUGUAUAGGAAUGAAGCCACAGCAGCUGAAUGACAAACCAGUGUAACUUUACUGAGCUUCUGCUUCUAUAAUUAACAUGGAAAUAUGCAACAAUGGCAAGAUUGUGGGAAACUGCUUUAUUCUCCUUCAUUAUUGAUUAUGAAAUAGCACGGCUAUAAUGAACAGAAUUUUUAGUUAUUUGUCACUACUGAUUGCUUUGGGUAGAAGAAUAACACAUGA